Messenger RNA from Pseudozyma flocculosa PF-1, 3561 nucleotides. RefSeq lists its product as uncharacterized. Bases 1 to 3561 code for a protein of 1186 amino acids. NCBI's taxonomy places the organism in Eukaryota, Fungi, Basidiomycota, Ustilaginomycetes, Ustilaginales, Ustilaginaceae. Gene Ontology annotation, molecular function: ribonucleoside binding; DNA-directed RNA polymerase activity; DNA binding. The transcript is spliced from 4 exons. Gene Ontology annotation, biological process: DNA-templated transcription. Gene Ontology annotation, cellular component: RNA polymerase III complex. The record is from RefSeq and is a predicted model, not a curated record.
AUGACACGCGCAACGAGAAGCGGCGCUCCGGGCAGCGGUAUCGACGAAGACACAAAGAUGGCGCCGCCGGCGACGGGGAUCCAGAAGAUGCCAGGCAGUAUCGCAGAGCUCGCCCACGCUACCGGGAUGGGAGUGGAUCCAAACCAAGACCCCAUCGCCGCGCUCAAGGCGGCCAACUACAAGGGCAAGGGCCUCAUGGACCCCAUCAAGGCCGUCGAGGACAAGUGGCAGCUCCUCCCCGCCUACCUCCAGGUCAAAGGACUCGUCAAGCAGCACAUCGACUCGUACAACUACUUUGUCGACGUCGACCUCAAGAACAUCAUCAAGGCCAACGAGAAGAUCACCUCCGACAUCGACCCCAAGUUCUACCUCAAGUACACCGACAUCGUCGUGGGUGAACCGCAGCGAAACGAUCCCGACGCCAUCGACCGGUCCAUCACGCCGCACGAGUGCCGGCUGCGCGACAUCACCUACAGCGCCCACAUCUUUGUCAACAUCGAGUACACCCGCGGCGGCAAGAUUGUGCGCAGGAAGAACGUGCCCAUCGGGCGGAUACCCGUCAUGCUGCGCAGCAACAAGUGCGUGCUGGCCAACCGCACCGAAAAGGAGCUCGCCAAGAUGAACGAGUGCCCGCUCGACCCCGGCGGGUACUUUGUCGUCAAGGGCACCGAGAAGGUCAUCCUCGUCCAGGAGCAGCUCUCCAAGAACCGCAUCAUUGUCGAGAUCGACCCCAAGAAGAACGUCCAGGCCUCGGUGACCAGUUCGACGCACGAGCGCAAGUCAAAGUCCUACGUCCUCUCCAAGCACGGCAACAUCUACGUCAAGCACAACUCGCUCCACGAGGACAUCCCCAUCGCCAUCGCGCUCAAGGCCAUGGGCAUCCAAUCCGACCGCGAGAUCCUUCAGCUGGUGGCCGGCCAGGACGAGUCGUACCGCGAGCUCUUUGCGCCUAACCUCGAGGAGGCCGCCCGGCUCGGCGUCUUUACCCGGAAGCAGGCGCUCGACUAUAUCGGCGCGCGUGCAAAGUCGUCGCGCAAGCCGAUGUCGGUGCGCCGACCGCUGUCAGAGGACGCCAUCGAGGUGCUGGCGACCAUCAUCAUGGCCCACGUGCCCGUCGAGCGCCUCAACUUCCGGCCAAAGGCAAUCUACAUUGCCACCAUGGUGCGGAGGGUGCUGAUGUGCAUGCAGGACGAGAGCAUGGUCGACGACCGCGACUAUGUCGGCAACAAGCGCCUCGAGCUCGCCGGACAGCUCUUGUCGCUGCUCUUCGAGGACCUCUUCAAGAAGUUCAACACCGACCUCAAGAUGAACAUCGACAAGGUCCUCAAGAAGCCCAACCGUACGGCCGAGUUCGACGCCUACAACCAGUUCCACUUCAACGGCGACUACAUCACCUCGGGCUUUGUGCGCGCCAUCUCGACGGGCAACUGGAGCCUCAAGCGUUUCAAGAUGGAGCGCGCCGGCAUCACCCACGUCCUGAGUCGGCUGAGCUACAUCGCCGCCCUCGGCAUGAUGACGCGGAUCAGCUCGCAGUUCGAAAAGACGAGAAAGGUGUCGGGUCCGCGAGCGCUGCAACCGAGUCAGUGGGGCAUGCUCUGCCCCUCGGACACGCCAGAGGGAGAGGCGUGCGGCCUGGUCAAGAACCUGGCGCUCAUGACCCACAUUACCACCGACGUCGAGGAGGAGCCCAUCAUCAAGAUGGCGUUCACGCUCGGCGUCGAGGACAUCAACCUCGUCACCGGCGCCGAGCUCUACCGCCCGGACUCGUACAUCGUCUACAUCAAUGGCAACGUGCUCGGCGUCACCCGCUUCCCCGUCCGCUUCGUCAACAACUUCCGCAAGCUGCGCCGCGCUGGCCGCAUCUCGGAGUUUGUCAGCAUCUACACAAACACCCACCACCAGACGGUCCACAUCGCCUCGGACGGCGGUCGCAUCUGCCGUCCCAUGAUCAUCGUCGAGAACAACCGGCCACGGGUCACCGACCACCACAUCCGCGAGCUCAAGGCCGGCGCACGCUGCUUUGACGACUUCCUCACCGCCGGGCUGAUCGAGUACCUCGACGUCAACGAGGAAAACGACUCGUACAUUGCGCUCUACGAGAACGAGAUCAUCCCGCAGACGACGCACCUCGAGAUCGAGCCGUUCACCAUCCUUGGCGCCGUCGCCGGCCUGAUCCCCUACCCGCACCACAAUCAGUCUCCGAGGAACACCUACCAAUGCGCGAUGGGUAAGCAGGCCAUCGGCGCCAUCGCCUACAACCAGCUCAACCGGAUCGACACGCUGCUGUACCUCAUGGUCUACCCUCAGCAGCCGAUGGUGAAGACCAAGACGAUUGAGCUGAUCGGGUACGACAAGCUGCCUGCGGGGCAGAACGCCAUGGUGGCGGUGAUGAGCUAUUCGGGCUACGAUAUCGAGGACGCCCUCAUCCUCAACAAGGCCUCGCUCGACCGCGGCUUCGGGCGGUGCCAGGUGAUGAAAAAGUCGUCGACCGUGAUCCGCAAGUACCCCAACGGCACGCACGACCGGCUGGCCGAUGCGCCCGUCGACGAGAACGGCAAGAAGCAGAAGCGCUACGAGAUUCUCCAGGCCGACGGCAUCGCUGGUGUGGGCGAGCGCGUGGACCAGGGCGACGUCUACGUCAACAAGCAGACGCCCGUCAACGCCAACGACAACUCGUCGGCCGCCAUGUCGCAGAAUGCGGCGGCGGUGCAGUACAAGAGCGCGCCGCUGUCGUACAAGACGCCAGUAUUCGGCUACAUUGACCAGGUGCUCAUCACGGACACGGACUCGGACCAGACGCUGAUCAAGGCUCUGAUCCGGCAGACGCGCCGGCCGGAGCUGGGAGACAAGUUCUCAUCGCGGCACGGGCAGAAGGGCGUCUGCGGCCUGAUCGUGCAGCAGGAAGACAUGCCCUUCACCGACCGCGGCGUCAAUCCGGACGUCAUCAUGAACCCGCACGGCUUCCCCUCGCGCAUGACGGUGGGCAAGAUGAUUGAGCUCCUUUCCGGCAAGGCUGGCGUCAUCACCGGCACGCUCCAGUACGGCACCGCGUUCGGAGGAUCAAAGGUCGACGACAUGUCGAGGCUCCUCAUCGAAAACGGCUACAACUACGCCGGCAAGGAGACGCUGACCAGCGGAAUCACUGGUCAGCCGCUCGAGUGCUACACCUACACCGGCCCCAUCUACUAUCAGAAGCUCAAGCACAUGGUCAUGGACAAGAUGCACGCCCGAGCCCGUGGACCCAGGGCGGUCCUCACCCGCCAGCCCACCGAGGGACGGUCGCGCGACGGCGGUCUGCGUCUCGGCGAGAUGGAGCGUGACUGCCUCAUCGGCUACGGCGCCACCCAGCUGCUCCUCGAGCGCCUCAUGAUCAGCUCCGACGCCUUCAUCGUGCACGCGUGCCAGCGCUGCGGCAUGCUCGGGUACAACGGCUACUGCUCGUAUUGCAAGUCGUCCAAGGACGUCGUCAAGCUCACCAUCCCCUACGCCACCAAGCUCCUCUUCCAGGAACUCAUGGCCAUGCAGGUCGUUCCCCGUCUCGUCCUCGAGGACGCCGUCUGA